Messenger RNA from Chanos chanos (milkfish), 636 nucleotides. It is a transcript of the gene vamp1a, whose product is annotated as vesicle associated membrane protein 1a. Gene Ontology annotation, biological process: vesicle-mediated transport. The transcript is spliced from 5 exons. The coding region runs from base 71 to 436 and encodes 121 amino acids. Gene Ontology annotation, cellular component: membrane. The record is from RefSeq and is a predicted model, not a curated record. Lineage: Eukaryota; Metazoa; Chordata; Actinopteri; Gonorynchiformes; Chanidae.
CGCUCUUCCCACCCCGCUGCAAACGGUCGUCCGUACUGCCGUUUCUGUCCAUUAAGCACCUGCCAACGAAAUGUCUACCCCAACUCCAGACACUGCACCCAGUCCAGGAGCCCCAGGGGCUCCAGAGGGUGAAGGGGGCCCACCAUCCCAAGCCCCGAACCUCACAAGCAAUCGCCGACUGCAGCAGACACAGGCUCAAGUGGAUGAGGUGGUGGACAUCAUGCGUGUGAACGUGGACAAAGUCCUGGAGAGAGACCAGAAGCUGUCGGAGCUCGAUGACCGGGCUGAUGCGCUACAGGCCGGGGCCUCGCAGUUCGAGAGCAGCGCGGCUAAACUGAAGAACAAGUACUGGUGGAAGAACUGCAAGAUGAUGAUUAUAAUGGGAGUCAUUGGAGUUCUUCUAUUGGGAAUUGCAUUCAUGUAUUUCUUCUACUGAGCCUGCCUCUCCGUGAGGACGAACACAGGGAUACCAGAGCAUCCAGCGGCGGGACGCACGUCCUUGUGUGAAGCCUUCACAUCCUGUUCUCCUCCUCUCUCCUCCGCUCCUAUUAUCCGACCAACGCCUCUCGACCCGCUUUCUCUCCUCUUCUCCUCCAUUCCCUCUCUUCCUGUCUCUUCACACCGCUCUGUAUGUGU